Hirsutella rhossiliensis is the source of this 1800-nucleotide messenger RNA. Its product is annotated as WD repeat-containing protein slp1. Lineage: Eukaryota; Fungi; Ascomycota; Sordariomycetes; Hypocreales; Ophiocordycipitaceae. The record is from RefSeq and is a predicted model, not a curated record. The coding region runs from base 1 to 1800 and encodes 599 amino acids. Gene Ontology annotation, cellular component: anaphase-promoting complex. The transcript is spliced from 2 exons. Gene Ontology annotation, molecular function: anaphase-promoting complex binding; ubiquitin ligase activator activity; protein binding. Gene Ontology annotation, biological process: positive regulation of anaphase-promoting complex-dependent catabolic process; positive regulation of ubiquitin protein ligase activity; anaphase-promoting complex-dependent catabolic process.
AUGGCCACCGCAUCAGUAUCAACCCCCAUCAAGUCCCACAAGGGACUCUUCUCGUCUCGCACCGCCGGCGGACGGAUGCCCCUCACCCCUUCUCCCCGCCAAGCCUCCACCACCACCGUCCCCGUCAACCUGAACUCGUCCCCCUUCAGCCCCGAGGGCCGCGCCACCAAUGACUGCCGCGGGUCUUCCAAGUCGACAUAUGGGGGAAACCUCAUGGCACACCUUUCUCGACCUGCGUCCAGGGCCUCCCACAAAGAGUCGCCCAAGUCCAACAUUGCCCGCGGCGUCCAGACGCCACGCAAGGCCCUCGAGCUGGGCGUGUCCGACUUUGCUCUGACCGGAACCGGCAAGACGCCUGCUAGCUCCAAAUCCCGCAAGGCGCCGCUGCGCCAAAAGUCUAACAAGACGACUCUCAACUACAGCGGCGACCGUUUCAUCCCCAACCGCGGAGCCAGCUCGGCCAUUGCCAACUCGGGCUCGAGCAAGCUGAGCCUGAGUGACCGCCAACGCAACAAGAGCAGCAACGUCGAGAGCUCGACGGUAUUGUCAUCGGCGGCCGACGAGGCUGUCGCGGCGCUCGAGAGCCUCAACAUCGACGACGACGAGGCGGAGAGCUACUCGCGGCCAUCCCCCAAUACGGUUGCCUACCAGGACUCGCUGGCCAGCGCCUGCGGCGUCAACCUGAGCACCCGGAUUCUCGAGUUCAAACCUGCCCCCCCCGAGUCUUCCAAGCCCAUCGACCUUCGACAGCAGUAUAACAGGCCUCUUAAGCCUGCCAGCACGAGCUCUGCACAGCUGCGUCGGCGCAUCGCCACCGCCCCCGAGCGUGUACUCGACGCCCCAGGCCUCAUCGAUGACUACUACCUGAACCUGCUCGACUGGAGCUCGGGCAAUCAGGUUGCCAUCGGCCUGGAACGCAGCGUGUAUGUCUGGUCUGCCGAGGAGGGCAGCGUCAGCUGCUUGCUCGAGAGCCCCGCCGACACCUACGUCAGCAGCGUCAAGUGGUCUGAUGAUGGUGCCUACGUCGGCGUCGGCCUAGGAACCGGCGAGGUUCAGAUCUGGGACGUUGCCGAAAGCCAGAAGAUUCGCAGCAUGUUUGGCCACGAUACUCGGGUUGGCGUCAUGGGCUGGAGCAAGCACCUGCUGUCUACGGGCGCACGGAGCGGCCUGGUCUUCAACCACGACGUCCGCAUUGCCGAGCACAAGGUUGCCGAGCUCGUCUCCCACACGUCCGAGGUGUGCGGCCUGGAGUGGCGAUCGGACGGUGCGCAGCUUGCUACGGGCGGCAACGACAACCUGGUCUCCAUUUGGGACGCCCGGUCCCUGUCUGUUCCCAAGUUCACCAAGACGAACCACAAGGCGGCCGUCAAGGCCCUCGCGUGGUGCCCUUGGAAUAUGAACCUGCUGGCCACCGGAGGCGGCUCGUACGACCGUCACAUCCACUUCUGGAACUCGACCUCGGGCGCUCGCGUGAACAGCAUUGACACUGGAUCUCAAGUCACGUCGCUGCGCUGGAGCCCCCACUACCGUGAGAUUGUCAGCUCCAGCGGCUUUCCCGACAACUCGCUCAGCAUCUGGAGCUACCCGACGCUGGUGCGCAACGUCGAGAUCCCUGCCCACGAGAGCCGAGUUCUGCAUAGCUGUCUCAGCCCCGACGGCCAAAUGCUGGCCACAGCUGCUGCCGACGAGAGCCUCAAGUUCUGGAAAGUGUUUGAAAAGAAGGCUGGAGCCGCUGGAGGCAUUGGCGGUGCCGGAGCGUCUGGCAAGGCCGACAUGGUCAAGCAGAUGACGAUUCGGUAG